Molecule: messenger RNA, 1584 nt
Organism: Salvelinus sp. IW2-2015
Lineage: Eukaryota; Metazoa; Chordata; Actinopteri; Salmoniformes; Salmonidae
Source: RefSeq, a predicted model, not a curated record
GGCAAGACGCAUCAUUCACCCAAGUUUAGUCAAAAUUGCAUUUGACAAACGUACGGAAACAUAUCCACAGUCCCCUCCCCGAUUUCAUUGUGGGGGACAACCAGACAUGUAUGCACUAGUCUAAUUUCAAUCUGACUUCGGUUAGAGGGUCAAAUGACGUUAUGGGUUGUUUUUCCAGACCUGGUCGUCUGGGUGGACUGAGACGCCACUUUUUUGACCCCCAUCACCUCAUCACCAAGGCGACGGGGUUUGUUUGGGCUUGGUGAGGCUCCUCCACUUCCUCUCCCACUCCCCUCUGGGCUCCGUGGCUCUGUUGGACUUCCAACCCCGUCAGUUCGUCAUGGUGUCUGGGGAGCUGAAACUAACAGACCUAGACGAUGCUAGCGUGACAGAGCACACCUGUCAGACAGACCAGGACUGUCUUACAGUUCCCCCUCCGUAACUUCAGCCAGCCCUGCUUGGCCCUGGGAGUAUGUGAGGGCCUUAAUGCGAUGAGGAAUCUCUACAAUGUCUACAGGUAUUUCUUCACCUACCUGUUGCCUCACCAAGCCCCAGCUGCUCUGAGACAUCUGGUGGAUCACAUCAUGAACUCAACGGGAGAGAUGAAAGGUGAUGUGGAUGACACGUUGGAAGCCUUUGAAGACUUGCUCCAUCUGUACAAGUCCGGCAUUCACCUGGACAACAUUCCUCCAUCAUUAAUCAGAGAUUAUGCAGUCAUGAGAGGUAUCAGCACCUCUGGAAAUAUGGAAUCCAGAUGCUGGCCCUCGUACAGCCACCUGCACAGCGCCAUGGAGGCGGCCUUCAUCUGUAACUCCCUUCCUCAGUGCACUAGCUUCAGCCUGAACAACCAGAGGACGUGGCCAGGCCGGCUCCUUACCUCACUCCGAAGCGCUUUCAGCUCUCUGGUUCCAGAUGUGAACUCGGAGGUGUAUUUGAAAAAGACCAAAGCCUCACCGGGAACUACGGUAUGAGGAGUGAGACAACGGGAGUUGGGAAAAUGGAGGGGGGGGAGGUUGUUUUUGAAGAAAAUAAAUGAAUGUGAUAUAUUUUAUAGCGCUUUUUCUCAGUGGCUGGUUUGAUCUGGCUGCCAGAUUUUCCCUUCAGGUAUAAUUAUGAAAAAAUUGUGCCCUCUCUGUUCCCACCUCCGCCUUGUGUGUUGUGUUUGCGAGGCUACAUGGAGCCAAUGGUAGGACUCCAAGCCCCUCUCUGGGGGGGGGGGGGGGMGAAAKAAACUCUUAUACAAAUACACUUUGAUGAUAAUGCACCUUGUGGCUUUCCGUAGGAAUACAGGUUUGUGCGUCGAGGGCUGCGCAUGGUAUGAAGCAUAUAGGUGCUCACAUCACAGCAGUCGACCUAGAUGAUCACAACCACUUCGUUCCCUCGUAAUGGUCUUUGAUUUGAAUGCCAAGUUAAGUUAAUACCAUAUGCUAAAAUGGAAUUAUCAUUGCAUUGUUUGUGUUUUAUUUUGUACACCUUGUGGGUGUGAACCUGUUUAACUUUUUUCAAUGAAAGAGGUUCUGUUCAAUGAUUACUUGCUGUUCUGGACUUUUUUUUUUUAUAUAUAUAUUUUUUUAACCCCCUAUU